AUGCAUGGCAGUGGUAAUAACUUCGUCAUCAUAGAUUCACGUUUAGUAGAUAACGCAAAUCGGGAUUAUAGAGAGAUAGCUAAUGACAGUAACUGUGAUCAAGUUAUAGUUGUCACUAAUUCCAAUGUUGCAGACUGUUUUAUGCAUAUUUAUAAUGCUGAUGGUAGUAAAGUUGAAACUUGUGGAAAUGCAGCACGCUGUGUGGGAUAUUUGAUCAUGCUGGAAAAAAGUACUGAAUAUGCAACUAUUGAACUGAUGAAUGAAAGGAUUUUAGAAUGCUUUAAAACAGGUAAUAAAUCCAUCAAAAUCAACAUGGGANAACUGAAUGCGAUACUCUUCACUUACCGAUAGAACUUGGAGUGUUAAAAGAUCCAGUUGCGGUCAAUAUUGGCAAUCCUCAUAUGAUCUUUUUUGUUAAUAGUAUAGAGAAGAUACCAUUGUUAAACUUAGCACCACAGCUAGAAACCCAUAUACUAUUUCCCAAGAAAACUAAUGUCAGCAUUACACAAAUAGACAAAUCAGGAGAAAUAAACUUGCAGGUCUGGGAAAGGGGCACAGGUAUUACUGCAUCGUGCGGUAGUGCAGCUUGUGCAGCUUUUGUUGCAUCUGUACUACGUGGGUAUAUUACUGCUCAACAGACUUCGGUGAACUUUCUUGGAGGUAAUUUAUCUAUCGAGUGGAAAGAUAAUGUAUUUAUGACUGGUGAUGUUGAAUUUAUUCAAUGA
Molecule: messenger RNA, 725 nt
Organism: Cinara cedri
Lineage: Eukaryota; Metazoa; Arthropoda; Insecta; Hemiptera; Aphididae
Source: the annotation of a GenBank genome assembly